AUGGCCAGCCAGUCGCAGGGCAUCCACCAGCUCCUCCAGGCAGAGAAGAGGGCCAAGGACAAGCUCGAGGAAGCCAAGAGGAGAAAAGUCAAGCGACUGCGCCAAGCCAAGGAGGAAGCGAUGGUAGAAACCGAUCAGUACAGGAUGCAGCGAAAUGAGGAGUUUCGACAGAAACAGGCGAAGAUAAUGGGCUCUCAGAGUAAUGUCUUAGAAGAAAUCGAAGUGCAAACCCUAGGGAAGAUAAAAGAACUAAAUGCAAGCUACAGCGCGUCCAUGGAAAGCGUGAUCAAUGAGCUUUUAAGCAUCGUCUGUGAUGUCAAACCAGAAAUCCACGUGAACUACAGAAUCACCAACUAA
Molecule: messenger RNA, 357 nt
Organism: Budorcas taxicolor (takin)
Lineage: Eukaryota; Metazoa; Chordata; Mammalia; Artiodactyla; Bovidae
Gene: ATP6V1G3
Product: ATPase H+ transporting V1 subunit G3
Exons: 3
Coding region: 1-357 (118 amino acids)
Biological process (GO): proton transmembrane transport
Cellular component (GO): vacuolar proton-transporting V-type ATPase complex
Molecular function (GO): proton-transporting ATPase activity, rotational mechanism
Source: RefSeq, a predicted model, not a curated record